Chanos chanos (milkfish) is the source of this 1122-nucleotide messenger RNA. It is a transcript of the gene chga, whose product is annotated as chromogranin A. The coding region runs from base 1 to 1122 and encodes 373 amino acids. Gene Ontology annotation, cellular component: chromaffin granule. The transcript is spliced from 8 exons. NCBI's taxonomy places the organism in Eukaryota, Metazoa, Chordata, Actinopteri, Gonorynchiformes, Chanidae. Gene Ontology annotation, biological process: defense response to bacterium; negative regulation of catecholamine secretion; negative regulation of insulin secretion. The record is from RefSeq and is a predicted model, not a curated record.
AUGAUAGCACGGGAAUGCGUUGCACUGGUAAUUCUGGCAAAUUGUGUUUUCUCAUUGCCUGUGUCUCCGAGUCACAUGGAAAACGAGGAUGUCAAGGUGAUGAAAUGCAUCGUGGAAGUGAUUGCUGACACCCUGUCUAAGCCCCACCCCAUUCCUGUCACUCAGGAGUGUCUGGAUACUCUUAGGACCGAUGAAAGGCUUGUCACAAUCCUGCGUCGUCGUAACUUCUUGAAAGAGUUACAGGAUAUCGCCAUUGAAGGAGCCAAUGAGAGAGCUCGCCAGCACCCAGAGGACUUGUCUGGUCACAUGACCAACCAAGCCAAGGACUUUGAGGGUACUGCAGAUCAGUCAAUGCUGGUGAAUGUGGAGAGACCGGGGGAGUCAACCCCCCAGGAAGAGAAAAGAGUGGCAGAAGAUGAGAGCAUGAUGGAGGGAUUGGAGAAAGAUGAAGAAUCUCAGGAAAACAACGAGAUUGACAGCAAAGAGGAGGAAGAGGAAAGAAGUGAGGAAGAUGAUAAUCCCAAAAAUCAUAUCUCGGACUCGAUGAAUCAGGAGGAAGAGGGUGACGAAGAUCCCUCAAUGAAAGGAGAGGUAGAGGCAGAGGAGGAAAAGAACGAGAAACAUUCCAGUUCGGAGGAGGAUGACAAUGAAAAUAAGGCUCCUCUGAAAGAAGACAAAGCCAGUGCUGUGGGAGAGAAUUCUGAGGCCAAGAAAUCUGCAGAGGAAGACAGUGAGGAGGAGCAGAUGGAGGAGAAGAGAACAGGUCAGGAGGAGGAGGAGGAGGAGGAGGUAGAGAAGAAAAGAGAGGUCGGUGUGAGGCACUGGAGACGUAUGAGUAAAGUGACCCAUGACUUUAGUGAGGGAGAGAGACCUUUACAGGUCAAACGCCAGCAGGAAGUACCUCAUCAUUCCAAAGAGGAGGUGGGGCAAGAUGAGGAGGUGCGGCGAAGCCCUGAAGAGCAGGAGCUGCAGUUGAUGGCACGGAGGGAACCAGAAGAGAGAAGAGAGGAGGAGGGGAGUGCUAGCAGAAAGGCAGAGGACUCUGAGAUCGAGAGUCUGGCUGCAAUCGAGUCAGAACUGGAGAACGUGGCUCAGAAACUCCACGAACUGCGACGAGGCUGA